Molecule: messenger RNA, 1968 nt
Organism: Mesorhabditis spiculigera
Lineage: Eukaryota; Metazoa; Nematoda; Chromadorea; Rhabditida; Rhabditidae
Source: the annotation of a GenBank genome assembly
AUGCUCGUAAAUAUCUUGUACGCUGGCCUCCUGGCUUUAUGCCAAGUAGCCCGCGGCCAAUAUUGUCCUCCAGGCUCCGACUAUGUUGAUGGGCUCGACGAGUGCGUGCUGUUCAAUGAUGUUGCGAUCGGCUGGGACGGCGCGGAGCACAUUUGCAACGAGUACCACGGUCACUUGGUAUCGCUAAAAAGUGCCUUUGAAAUCUCGGUCGUGUCCAGCUAUGCGAUGCGAGACCUAAAGGGGGGCCAGGCGUACAUCGGACUCUUCCGGAACGCCACGAAUAAGGAUUGGACGUGGGCCGACACUUAUUCGGUCAACUACUUCAAGUGGGCAUCGGGCCAACCCGGCACCGCGAAUUGCGUGGUGCUCGACGUGGCCGAGAUGGCGUGGCGUACGGUGGAUUGCAGCGUCGCGUAUCCGUUUAUCUGCACUUUUUCAAAAUACGCUAUUACGACACCGUGGACGACUACUGGCAAGGAUAUGAGCACCUGUCCCUCCGGCUGGCACCUGAAUAACGACACGAAGAUGUGCUACGGUGUCGGCUACGAUAAGACGUACAACGACGCGGAGAAAUUCUGCAACUCUUUCAAUGGCCAUUUGGCGUCGGUGCAUAGCGAUGCCGAGAAUGACUUCAUCAAAGACCUGACUUACGAUGACUCCUGUGAACGGUCGGAAAACAACUAUAUUCGCGGGACGACGAUUCUGGGCGGACAAAUCGAUGUGAAAACGAACAAAGUGGAGUGGUGGGCCGACAACUCGACUACAGACUACACCAAAGAACUGUGCGGGUCGGCGGGCAGCGGUCCGAAUGGGAACACGAUUUUGAUGUCCAGCUACCCGGAGACGUGCUACUUCUGUGCCAAUGGAAAAUGGUCGACCAAUCCGUUCGAGCGAGACCAAGAGGUGUUCCCGACGUUCGUCUGCAAGACCGCCGCUAAUUUGGGCGAGUACAAGUGGGUAUUCUUCGGCUGUUCCCUCUCCAACUGUAUUCUGUCCACCGGCCUUUUGAUGGUGAUGCCAAACGUGCUCAAACACAACUCGGCCUACGAGUACUCGCUGGUGACGACGGCCAACCCGUUGAUGACGUUCGUGUCGGAUGACACGUGUUCCGUCGUGUUCAACGCCGUUUAUUUGAGGCAGACGCAGGCAAAUUUGUUGUCGAUUUGCAUCGUGCCGCUCAAUCGAUUCGUGCACGUCGUCUGGAAGCAGAAACGAUUUUCAGGAAAGGCAUGGGUGUUGAUAGUGGUGGGCAUUCUUUUAAGAGUGGCGCUGGUGAUCACUGAACUCCUCGAGCUCGUCGUUCACGUCUUCAGGCUCGACUACGCCAACUCGAACUCCCUAUGCUCGUUGAGCGCGAAUUUUGUGCAAAUUGGCGAUUGGAUCUCGACAUUAAGCCUGCUGAGCUAUCCGGUGUUUUGCGUGAUCAAGCUGCUGCUCUUCGUCCGCUCGAGUCAGAGCUCCAUCCGAGGCUCCGUCUCUCAGCAAGUCAUCCAGAGGCAAAGAAGCAUCCUCCUUGCCAUCAUCAUUCAAUCACUAGCCCCGCUGCUCACCUACCUGCCGCUCUUCUCGCUGACGUUGAUCGUCGACAGCCCGAGUAUGGAGAAACCGGGCCGCGGCUGGGCGACGAUGAACAUCGUCCACUACGCCAUGUCAUGGAGCCCAACGAUUGACGCCGUGGCCACAAUAUGCUGCCUCAAAUCCUAUCGGCGCGCCUUCCUGAACUGCUUCUCCCUGUUUCGGCGGCGCUCGAACAAGACGUCGGAUGGCGGGAACAUCGGGGCGAAUAGUCAGGCGUCUCCCUCAAUGCUGAAACGCGGGGUCAGUCCUAUGCCGGCAGAGCGUCCGCGGACGGCCAGCGAGUUGGCACAGGAAGCCCGACGCGAAGAUAGCUAUCAUCUGGAUACCCGGGAAAACAGCGCUCGUGGACCUCGCACCCUGUCCGCCCAGAACUUGACGGAAGUGGCGGUG